Carcharodon carcharias (great white shark) is the source of this 2316-nucleotide messenger RNA. Its product is annotated as transmembrane protein 273-like. Lineage: Eukaryota; Metazoa; Chordata; Chondrichthyes; Lamniformes; Lamnidae. The transcript is spliced from 5 exons. Bases 171 to 413 code for a protein of 80 amino acids. The record is from RefSeq and is a predicted model, not a curated record.
CCUGGCUGCUCCUACCAUAUCCCACCAUGAAACAGUUAAAAAGUCCUGAAUGUUAAUCCAGGAAGUUGGCCGAGGGCUGAUACAAGGAAGAACAGCUGCAACACUUUAUACAGCCUGAGAUAUCCGCACAACAAGCUGUGGAUCCAAAGAAAGGCGAAACUGGAACAAAGAUGGAAAUAGGGGACUAUUUCACAUCAAGAACAUCUGCUAACGGAGCUGCUAAGAAUGAAGAUGAAAUAGAAAUCAAGUAUGCCUUACUGGGUGCUGGAAUAGGAAUAUUUCUCGUCAUCUCAUUUGUUUUGGUUAAGAUUUACAUGAUUAAUAAACACAUUUAUGAAAAUGACUUAACAGAUACUCCAUCCAGACAAAGCCAUUCAUUAAGAGAAGAGAGAAACAGAAUCGUCCAGAACUAAAAGUGGCAGGAGCUGUGAACAGAGAAUAAACUCACAAUUCCACUUCCUUGAAGGAAGAAAAAAGCAAUUAUCUCACUUAGCACACUGGGCAAAUUUGGAUUCGUUAUCAGAUAUUACAGAGAAUUGCAAAGAAUAUGCAGCGCAGAACGGGGCCAUUUGGCCCAAGCAGUCCGUGUCAGCAUCUAGAUGCCACUCAAAGCUUCUUCCAUCCAUCCUCAUUGAUGUCUACCAGCAUAACCCUGUGCUGCCUGCUCCCUAAUCUAGCCUCCUCUUCAAUGCCAUUCAUCUCAGCCAAUCCUUGUGCUAAUGAGUUCCACAUUCUCGCCACUCUUUGGAUAAAGAAGUUUCUUCUGAGUUCUCCUUAUGAUUUCUUAGUGACCAUCUAAUGGAUUGAUCGCCUCUAGAUUUGUUGAAACAAUGUUACAUUCCUGGCAUAUAUAACCUAAUACUUUCAACCCUAGAGUACUCUCAGAGCAUGCGAUAGGAUUGCCUCUUAUACACCCACACCUGGUCACCACAUAUUAUAGCAGUAUGGACCAAUCCUGUUGACCCUUUAUAUCUUAUGAAUGUCGGGGAGCAUGACACUCACACAAACAAUUUCUUGUCAGUUUUUGUACCUGGAUAUAAUGAAGUAGGAUCACGGAACUGCAUUAUGAAAUAGAUUUUGGGUUAACCCCCAUCUGAUUGCAAGUUAUUUUCCUUGGUAGGUCAUUUUCACAGAAGGUUUUACAUCACUAUUGUGCUGCCAUCACUAUUAUCUUGCCAGAAUGGUAACCAGACCCUAAGCUAUUAUCUGCUUGUCAAUGCUAAUGAAUAGUAUGUGUAUUGGAAACAUGUGGAACAUAUCACCAGAUAAAUUGUAUGUAUGAAAUAUCGUUGUACCUGUAGUGGUUAAAUGUAAAAUAACUUGUGUGGAGCUCUGGCAGACUGACUGGUCUGUUUCUGUGCUUUGUAACUCUUCGUUACCUGUUCUGUAAACCUCAUUCCAUCAGUGAAAAUAGUAGUCCAAAAUGUGGCAGUACAAACCCUGACUGCAUGGUGCUAAUACUUAGCAGUUUUGCAGUUACUUUAGAAGAUGUGUUCAUUGAUAGCCUCUUCGUUGGUUAAGAAAACACAAGCUCUCUUUCAUUCUAAGUGUUUUAUGUAAUGUAAGUAGGUGAACCCAGAACAAUUUUUUUUUUUCCUCAUUAAGUAUUUGAAGUAUUACCUGUGAUAUCACGUGGCCUUGAGCCAUUUCUGCUUUGUGUAGGCGAAUGUAAAAUGAAUUCAUUGUAUUAUGGUAGCAUGCAAACUUUUGUAUACAACAGAAUUACGGAAUUGUGAAUAGUGGGAUAUAAAAAGUAAAAAAAAACAGAAAAUGCUGGAAAACUCAGCCGCUAAAAGCUCUGAAGAAGAGUCAUACGGACUCGAAGCGUUAACUCUGUUUCCCUAUCCACAGAUGCUGCCGGACCUGCUGAGUUUUUCCAGCAUUUUCUGUUUUUAUUUCAGAUUUCCAGCAUCUGCAGUAUUUUGCUUCGAUAUAAAAAGUAAUUCAAUUACUGAACAAUCACCUACACCCCAUGUGUAAUCAGAAACUUGUUUCAGACAUUCUGUAUUCUGAUUCUGUACAGACCAACCGACACACUCUCACCUCUCCCUGAGUGAUUUCUGCAGCAUUAAUCACAAGUCCACUUUCAGAAACAAACCCCCCAUAAAGAUCACAGUCCAAGUCAAUCAGCAAACUUCAAUCCUAAAUUUCUUUUACAGGUUAAAAAAAGUUUUCUUUUGCAAUAACAUAUUUAAUAUUAUACAAUUAUUAUGUAGCAGCACUCAAGAAAUAUAUACAAAGCGUGAUUUUAAAUUCUAUAUAUGCUGUGAGUAACUUAAUGAAACGUAUUAUUAAAAGUUUAUUUUCUCAUUUGAA